Cercospora beticola is the source of this 444-nucleotide messenger RNA. RefSeq lists its product as uncharacterized. NCBI's taxonomy places the organism in Eukaryota, Fungi, Ascomycota, Dothideomycetes, Mycosphaerellales, Mycosphaerellaceae. The record is from RefSeq and is a predicted model, not a curated record.
AUGCCAGCCGACGCAAAAACUCAAGCUGCCACGCUUGACAAGUUCAUCCAGGGAUGGAAAGAAUGGACACCGGAGGGUAUGAUGGGUGCUAUGGGCGAAGGCUACACGCAACGCACACUUCCGUUUUCGCUGGGACAUCCACCACGAUCGAAGCCUGAGGUCGAAUUCAUGCUCCCGAAGCUGAUCGACACCGUCAGGAAUUACAAGCUCGACAUAAAGCACAUCGUCCACGAUGCCGCGCAGGGAAAGGCGGUUAUUUACGCAGUCUCGGCUGGAGACACACCAUUCGGAGACUGGACGAACGAGUAUGCAGUAUUUCUCACGUUUAGCGAAAACGGCGAAGCGGUGCAAAGUGUGGAGGAGAUGGUCGAUUCGGCAUUUAUGAAAGACUUCAUGCCAAAGUUGCAGAAACACCUGGUCGAGCAAGGGCUACUGUCUCUAUAA